UCUUUGGGAAAGAUGGUGGAACAGGGAGAGAUCCGCGUGGUUCGGUGUGGUGGCAGUACAAUCAAUUCCAGAAAAGCUAUUUUCACUUUAGAUUCAAAGUACCUCCUUUGUACCUCGGGGGACACGGUGAAAGUUUACAGCACAGCCACUGAAGAAUGUGUGCAUGUCUUGCAGGGCCACACGAACCUGGUUACAGGCAUCUCCCUGAACCCUCUGAACCAUUUACAGGUCUAUUCUUGCUCUGUAGAUGGCACUAUUAAACUGUGGGACUUCACAGAUGGCAUUCUGAUUAAGACGUUCACAGUUGGCUACAAACUGUUAGCCCUGUACACCUCUAAAGCCCAUGAAGGAUGUGUCUUUGUCAUAAUCCCCAAGGAGAAUGAUGAAGCUUUAGAUUCUUUCCAGCUGGUUGCUGUUAAGCUUCCCAAGUCAUCGGAACAAGAGGUUUCAGCCACAGAAUUGUCGUUUGUGUUGAAUGAUGUCAGCCAAUUGCCAAAGUGUACCUCAUAUGGCAGAGAGGGUGAAUUUGUAGCUUCAGUGAAAGGUCUUCAUCUCACUGUGUAUUUCUUCAGAAACCAAAAGACUUACAGGUUGUCUUUGAAUGCCUCUCGCAAGAAGGGGGCUAACAACAUAUUUACUUGUGUCGCAUGCCACCCGAAGGAGGACUGUAUCGCCACAGGCCACGAAGAUGGAAAAAUACGUCUUUGGAGAAACUUUAAUCGCAAAAAGGAAUACACACACUCUACACACCACUGGCAUCACAGUGCAGUAAAUGAUUUGUCCUUUACAGCAGAAGGUACCAAUCUACUGAGUGGUGGGAUUGAGUCAGUGUUGGUCCAGUGGCGGUAUGGAGAAGAGACAAAAAAAGAUUUCCUGCCUCGUCUGGGAGCUGCUAUAACACACAUCUCUACUUCCCCUGAAGGCUCUCUGUAUUGUACAUCCCACAGUGAUAACAAGAUCACUAUUAUCCAAAGCAAUCUCAGAGUCUGUGCAAUUAUCCAAGGGUUAGUAAAAGGUGAUAACAUAAAAACAGAUUUGAUGAUUGACCCAAGAAGUAAAGCUCUUGUGCUGAAUGGAAAGCCAGGACAUUUGCAGUUUUAUUCCCUUCAGCAUGACAAGCAGUUGUAUAACCUAGAUAUAGUACAGCAGGAGUACAUCAACCAGUCUGGCCUGCACCAGUUUGAAGUUGUGAAAGCUGCAUUUGAUGCUCAAGGAUCUUGGUUAGCAACUGUAGAAGAAAGGAAAGAGAAACUAGCUGACCUGGAGAUACAGUUGAAAAUAUGGGUGUACAAGGAUGAAACGCAGAGCUUUGUUCUGAACACCACCAUAACAUCCCCACAUGAGGACCAUGUCACAGCACUGUGCUUUUGCAACACAAAUGAAACAACAAUGCUGGUAACCACUGGAAGAGAUGGCCGGUUUAAAGCCUGGGUCUUGGGGGAUGAUUCAGACAUAUAUCGUGAGAAUGUAUGCUGGAGCUGUGACUUCGUUGGCAACUAUCACAAUCUCCUGGCCACAAACUGCUGCUUCUCUGAAGAUAGCUCCCUGUUAGCAGUGGGAUUCGAGCAGAUUGUCACCAUUUGGAACCCCAACACCUGGGAUCUCGUGUGCACAUUCUGCCAGCCUCCAGGGAAAAUAAAAGACCUUUGUUUUGGGAGGCUUAGCUGUUCUAAGUAUCUCCUCGGUACCACUACGAAUAACUUUCUCUGCUGUUGGAACCUGCUGACUUGUACACUGGAAUGGAGCGUCGGGUUAAAUGUCAUUCUGCUGCAGGCUGACCCCCUGUCUGAAAAUGUUGCUGCGUUCUCAUGUGUGGCAGAGAAUUCCGACUUGUUUGUUUUCAGGCCCAGUGAACCCAGACCUGUGUACUUGCAGAAGGAUAUUUGCCAGGGCAGCGUGCAGCGAGCGGUGUUCACCCCCCGGGAGGUGCCAGAGGAGAACUGCUCCGAGAACAGCCAGUGGCUGAACAGAUCGCAGCUCUACUUCCUGACUAGAGACAUGGAUUUAAUGACAUUCAGUACAAAGACAGAAGAAGACAGGCUUACAGCUUCAAGCAAGCAGCUUUUAAUAGAAGAGAACAUCCCUGUAACUCCAUUCUACUUGCUGUUGGGAAAACACAGACGGGCAAGGCUGGAUGCUGAAAAUGGGACUCUUGCAGCCCAGGUUCAGUCACCACAGGGAUCUGUUGCAAUUAAAGAGUUACUUCAAACCCCGGCUCAUGUUCUACCCUCAGCAGCUUUCCUGUGCACAAUGUUUGUGAAUUCUCUCCUAAUAUCCAAGGAAGGCAAGAGUGAGGUCCCUGAGGAGGAAAUGGAGAGCGAGAAAGAGGAAGAUGAAACUUCUGAUCAGGAAAUGGAUUCUCAACACAAAGUGAAGCCAGCGUACUUGGUUGAAGAACUGGUGCCAAAGCUGUCUAAAACGGAAGAAAGGGACCUGAAGAAAGUGAGAAAAGCUGAUUACAGCUGGCUGUGCCCAUUUCAUGGCACGCGCCCAUGAGAACCAUAUCAUGGUUAAUAUGUCAAAUAAAAGAACAUGCAAUAAAGUAUUUAUCAUCUUUCUAGAAAAGUUAAACCUGUUUUGCUUUUUGGUCAUGUAAUUAGUAACUUUGUUUUAAAAAGGUUAUCUGCAUUUUGUUGUUACUGUAAUAAAAUGGCAGAAACAUGCUACUGUGUUUUAUAUCUAUUUAACCAACGGGGUCCCCAUGAGUGGUUGAAAAUACAAGAAUAAUGACUGAAUUGCAAAUAAAAGCGUAAUUAAACUGUAAUCAAUCAAUGGUAUGGUGUAAUUACAGCCAAGGUUCAAUUACAAUUACAUUUUAUUUUACAAACUGCACAAUUACUAUUGUAAUCAGCGCUCCAGAUAAGGUUUUGGGUUUGGGAGUAACUUGCCCUUUAAUUUUAACACAGAACAAAACAUAUUUCGAGGGGUAAAUUACAACAUUACCUUUUUAAGUCAUGAGUAAUCUUGAUAAAUACUGUACAAUCUUUAAUAGUAAUGAGGUAGGCAUUUAACUGCAAUGUAACUUUGACCUACUGUACAACAUUUUUUUUUUUUUUUUUUUUUUUUUUUAAAGUGGUUGCCUCAGAUAGUUGAGUUGGAUUUAGCUGGACUGGGACGUUUACGAUUCAACUUGUGUAGCUUCGAAUUUUUUUUUUUAUUGUUACUGUGAUUUUCUGCAGACAACAGGGUUAGCCAGAGUUUGGAUAAUGUUUGUUGGGUUGGUUUUUCUUGUGUACAGUUUCCUAGUAACUGAAGUCAUAUUCUGUGAGAUGUAGUAAGUGGAAGUUUUAGGGGAGGAAGGCAGGAGGGGGAGCAAAAUUGCUGUAUUUUUACUCAUUAAAUUUAGUGUGUAUUUCGAACUUAAUGUGUGAAAAUGGCAGGUACGCAGCUUCUUUGGAUCCCUGAUUGUUACUGACCCCAGGUCUGGUUCGUGGAUCUGUUGUAUUUUGGAUAUUUCCUUCUGUACCUGAACAUUUUUACAAUAGAAAAGUGUUAUUGCAACCAGCAAGUUAGGAUUUUUCUGUGGAAAGCAAAAGUACUUUAUUAAAAUACCAUUCAAGUCUAGCUUUUAGACAUGCUAUAUUAAGCAGUUUCCUUUUCUGUGAUUUAAAAACCUGAAAAAAAAAGUACAAAUAAUAAAAUAAACAACCAU
Polyodon spathula (Mississippi paddlefish) is the source of this 3652-nucleotide messenger RNA. Its product is annotated as WD repeat-containing protein 75-like. Gene Ontology annotation, cellular component: nucleolus. The transcript has 21 exons. NCBI's taxonomy places the organism in Eukaryota, Metazoa, Chordata, Actinopteri, Acipenseriformes, Polyodontidae. The coding region runs from base 13 to 2496 and encodes 827 amino acids. The record is from RefSeq and is a predicted model, not a curated record. Gene Ontology annotation, biological process: positive regulation of transcription by RNA polymerase I; positive regulation of rRNA processing. Gene Ontology annotation, molecular function: protein binding; RNA binding.